AGAUUCGGUCCAGAUACUGAUUGGGGGAGGCUGGAUGUCGCGAAAGGGGUGUGUUAUGUGCAACGAAAAAAUAUUUUCGGGGUUUCAAGAGAGGAUUAUCCACCACCUCUCCCAAUCAGUGACGUUUCCGUAAUUUUGGGGUUUCUGUUUUGUCGCGAGUGUUUUUUCUAACAUGAAGUGUUCGAGGGUUUUGGCGAUCCGCAAGGCCAAGUUGACCGUCUUUGGAAUGGAGAGGAAAGCUAGUUGAUUCCUAUGCCAAAAUGUCUUGGGAGUCUCUCAAUUCCCAUCAUGAUUACAUCAGCGGCACCUUGGGCAUCUCCGUGGGCGGCGUGGGCGGCCGCCACCCGCACUACCAGCUCUCCGCCACGCGGCUGCUGUCCCCAUCGCCCUCCGGCUCGCGCCACCCCCUCGACGGCCCUGGCCCCACCCUCUCCUCCGACCGCCCCUGGCCGUGGACGAGCUCCUGCUCGAGUCUGCACCGGGAUACCUAUGCGGAGGUGCGCCCGUCGAGGGUGGCUGCGAAGAGGUGCACGUGGGGCUGUUUUCACGCCUGUCGCGCCAGGAUACACCACAGUCUGGCCAAGAGGAAGAUCGAUCAAGGACUGCGACUCUACAACCAACACAAGCAGCAACAGGCGGUACGAAAAUGGAAAUCGGCUCUCAAGGCUAUACGGACCAGAGACGACAAGUUCAAUCUUCUCGGAUACCUUUAUCAGGCUUACAUGGACUGGGGAAAAUACAGAGACGCCUUGGAAUACGCUCAUCGACAACUAUUCAUAUCCGAAGAACUGGACAGUCCCAAUAUGCGAGCGGAAUCCUAUCUGAAUUUAGCUAGGGCCCACCAGAGAUUAGGAGGAUUGGAAAGGGCGUUAGCAUAUGCCAGACAUUCCCUGUACAAUGAAUGUGAACAGCACACGACAGCAGGGCAUGUUCAUCUCACCGUGGGUUCGGUUUAUUUGGAGUUGGCCGGGUUCAACAAAGCGUUAGACAGCUUCCAACAUGCUCAUCGGAUAGCUCAGGCUGUUCAUGAUCCCGCACUAGAAUUACAGGUAUAUGUAGGCCUUUCGGAACUAUUCAGUAGACUUCAGGAUGCUGACAAAAGUGCAAGGUAUGCUUCAAAAGCUUAUGACUUAUCCAGGUCAUUGCAGUUGGGAGAUUUGAAUUCCAGACACCACAGAGCCGCUCUUUUACAAAUGGCCUCAGCACUCAGAAAACAGGGAGAAUUAGGUGAUGCUCAUGAUUAUUGCUCAGAAGCUACCAGAUUGGCCCUAGUUUCUGGAGACCAAGCAAGUUAUGCUAAAAGUAUACGAAUAAUGGGAGAUAUCUACAGGAAAAAAUCAGACAUCAAUAAAGCAUUUCGACAAUAUGAAACUGCUAUGGGUUCAGCAGCUGCGAUGGGCGACAGAGUCAUCCAGAUGGAAUCCAUGGACGGAGCAGCUAGAUGUUUGGAAGCCUUAAGGUUGCAGCACAAGAUCUGCAACUGCAGACCUUUGGAAUUCAACACUAGGUUAUUGGAAGUAGCUAGUUCUGUUGGUGCUAAGCUUUUGGUUCGAAAAGUUCGCAUAAGACUGUCACGGAUAUACCACUCUUUGGGGGACGAAGAGCAAAAAGUGCACCACGAAAGGGUAGCCCUCAGACUGCAAGAGGACCUGGACCUUUUGUGCGCCGGCUGCGGAUCGCCCUACGGCAUCGACAGCGAUUCCCUCGAAGCCCUGCCUUGUGCACAUAUCCUCCAUGCAAGAUGUGCCUACGACCUUUUUAGAAGGAGUAAAAAGAAAAAACGGUCUUGUCCAGAGUGCGAUCGCACGAGUUCCAGGCUGUAUCUGAACUGCACCGACUACAAUAAUGCGAUGACGUACAGUCCCGUUCCGCUGUCCGUGUGUUCCUCUGACAGCCACUGUACUUCUCACCACGCCACCAGUUCAGUUUAAAAGAAUGCUUAAAUAAUCUCCAAACGACGGGUACGUUCACAAAAUCAAAAUUUUUUACAUCUCUUUUGACUAGUAUUUUUCUUAUAUUGUUUGUUACUAUGACCAAAUAUCCGAAAUCGUUGAAAAUGUAGAUCAGUAUUAUCAAGUUUAUUAAUAUUUUUCGUCCAAUUUUUUGAAGGGUUUCAGUGAAAUGAAAACGUGCAUGGAAAUGUAUUAGAUAUACAGGGUGUUUCCUAACUACGGUUCCUUACUGGUGUGGGUGAUUUGUUAGGUCAUUUUAAGAAGAAAAGUUCCAAUGAACAUAUGCCCGGAGUUGCUUCGUUUCUGAGAUACAGGGCGUUGAAAUUGAAGAAAGAAAAACGUUAAUUAUAAACUAUCAUGAAUAUCCUGGAACCGAUUUGGUUGAAAUUUGGUAUUUUUAUUUGUCAAAUUUUCUGAAGUUUCAGCAUAUCAAGUGUCAAUUAUAUUAUUAGCGGAAAUAAUGAAAAACUCAUUUCUCCAAUGCAGGUGUUCAUGAUAUAUUAUGCAAUACAGUGGCUUUAAUUUUUUUUCUCGAAAACGAAGCUAGAUAUGAAGAAUAUACAGGAGACCAAAAAGUUGUAUUUUGAGUUGCUCA
Molecule: messenger RNA, 2547 nt
Organism: Phaedon cochleariae (mustard beetle)
Lineage: Eukaryota; Metazoa; Arthropoda; Insecta; Coleoptera; Chrysomelidae
Source: the annotation of a GenBank genome assembly